Messenger RNA from Microthlaspi erraticum, 675 nucleotides. The record is from the annotation of a GenBank genome assembly. NCBI's taxonomy places the organism in Eukaryota, Viridiplantae, Streptophyta, Magnoliopsida, Brassicales, Brassicaceae.
AUGGCAGAGAAAGAAGAGAGUGUGAAGCUUCUAGGGUUUUGGGCAAGCCCUUUCACUCGUAGAGUCGAGAUGGCUCUCAAACUCAAAGGCGUGCCUUACGAGUACUUGGAGCAAGAUAUUGUCAACAAGAGCCCUUUGCUUCUCCAGCUAAACCCGGUUUACCAGAAGGUUCCGGUUCUUGUCCACAAUGGUAAAAUAUUAGCCGAGUCACAUCUGAUCCUCGAAUACAUCGACCAAACAUGGAAGAACCAUCCAAUUCUUCCUCAAGAUCCUUAUGAGAAAGCCAUGGCUUUCUUCUGGGCCAAGUUCGUUGAUGAACAGGCUGGACCAGUUGGAUUCAAGUCUGUGGUGAAAGCAGAGAAAGGAAUAGAGGUUGCAAUCGAGGAGGCUCAAGAACUGUUUGCUUUUCUUGAGAAGGAAAUCACCGGAAAAAACUUCUUCGGCGGUGAAACCAUCGGAUUCUUGGACAUGGUCGCAGGAAGUAUGAUACCGUUUUGUCUGGCUCGUGGUUGGGAAGGUAUGGGAAUUGAUUUGAUUCCGGAGGAAAAGUUUCCAGAGCUAAACAGAUGGAUCAAGAACUUGAAAGAGAUUGAGUUUGUGAGGGAAUGUAUUCCUCAUAGAGAGAAACAAAUUGAGCACAUGAAAAAUGUUGCUAAGCGAAUCAAAUGGGCUUAA